Molecule: messenger RNA, 414 nt
Organism: Sphaeroforma arctica JP610
Lineage: Eukaryota; Ichthyosporea; Ichthyophonida
Exons: 2
Coding region: 64-414 (116 amino acids)
Source: RefSeq, a predicted model, not a curated record
CGUAAAUACAUGUGAUAAGUAAAAGUGACCCAAAUCUCAUACAAAACAGUGUAAACCAUAACUAUGGAGAUACAUAUGCUUUUCAGUGCAAAACAACUGUUAUGUAAACUUCAAGCGCAAGAGAAGGUAUACCGAGAAGAGCUGGUAUUGGUCGAACUCCAUCCAUAUUCACAGUCAACCGUAGUCAAGGUGGUGAUAGAUGAAGAAUUGAUUGUUGACUAUUCCGAGAGAGAGGAUGGGUACUGCUCUACCCGAACGGGACAACAGCAAAAACGACGUAUGGUUGAGAUGAAGGUUGGGUUGGUUGAAGGCGGAGGUGGUGAGCACGUUACAGUGUAUGUAAAUGCACGUAUAGAUAGGUCUAUGGACAUAUCUAAUGCAGAAGAGAACGAGGUCUUAGGAAAAGAAGUUUAA